Messenger RNA from Paramecium octaurelia, 627 nucleotides. NCBI's taxonomy places the organism in Eukaryota, Ciliophora, Oligohymenophorea, Peniculida, Parameciidae. The record is from the annotation of a GenBank genome assembly.
CCACAUUACAAAGUACAAGAUUAUAUGGGCAUUUGUUCAUCAAAAAAAGAAUUAGAUAAAAUAGAAGUACCAAGUAAAUCGUUUUUCGAUUUUGAAAUAAAUGAUAUUGAUGGCAAUCUAGUUUAAAUGUCAAAAUUUUAAGGAAAAAAAGCAUACAUUUGUGUUAAUGUUGCUUGUUCUUGUCGUUUAACCACGUAGAAUUAUGUUGAAUUAGUUGAAAUUUAUAAGCAAUACAAGUAUAUCAUUUUUAAUAUGAAUAGAGAUAAAGGUUUAGAAAUUCUAGGUUUUCCAUGUAAUUAAUUUAGGAAUUAAGAAAGCAAACCAGAACCAGAAAUAAAAAAUUAUGUUACUUAAAAAUAUGGAGCCCACUUUCCAUUAUUCCAGUAUUUAAAUAUUUCAUAUUUUAUUAGGAAAAUCGAAGUAAAUGGGAUUGGAGCCCACGAUAUCUAUAAAUAUCUACGAUAUAAUAGUGAAUUGAGGAUUAAUAAUAAAAAUGAAGUAAAGUAUGUUCAUUGGAACUUUGCAAAAUUUUUGCUUGACGGGAACGGAAACGUAAUAAACUAUUAUUGUCCUGACGUUAGUCCAAAUGAUAUGAUUAAAGAUAUUGAAAAACUAUUGAAGAACUGA